Molecule: messenger RNA, 971 nt
Organism: Adelges cooleyi (spruce gall adelgid)
Lineage: Eukaryota; Metazoa; Arthropoda; Insecta; Hemiptera; Adelgidae
Exons: 10
Coding region: 183-839 (218 amino acids)
Source: RefSeq, a predicted model, not a curated record
UUUACAAUUAAAUUUCAAGUCUAUAUUACUAAUUAUAUACGCAUAAUCUACGGUUGUAGAAGUUUUUACUUAAGAAAUAGCUUUAUUAUUCUACAGAUUUAUCUUUUAUACUCAGCUAAUACUUAAAUGAUAAUUGAAUCUAAAAAAAAUAAAAACUAGUAUUAUUAUAUUUGCAGAUAAAAAUGUCAUUUUUAUAUGUUAUAAUACCGUUUGCUUUGGUAAACGUUUUUGUAGCUGCAGUAGAUCGAUACACUACGGAGGUUUUCAGAGCAAACCUACAUUUGAAGCAGGCGAAAGAUCAAUUGCCGGCAGUGAUUAAAGCCAUUGUUAUCGAAGAUUUUCUGAUAAAGGAUGUAAGUUUUAUGUUAGCAUCACCGGAUAACGAAGAAGAACACGUAGACUUAAAAUAUGAUAAAAUUGUGUACCAGAUUUUUUUGCAAGAUAUAAUAACACGUACAACGGGUAUACCUGCGAUAACUGUUUUAAACGACGAGAUGAAAAACCAAUUAGAAGAAGCUAACCUGAGAGAUUUGGCAAUAGCAAGAAGAAAAUUAAUUAUUGAACCUGUAAAACAUUUAAUCCGUUCCAUAAUAAGAGGACAAUUUAGAGAGGAGUUUGCAGACUUUGUCGAUGUGUGUCGUUUAAUAGGAGUGUUAAAGGCUAUUGAACACCCAACUUCAGCCAUAGAAUGGUCUGACUUCUUUGAAGAAACUAACGGAAGAUGUAUUAUAUCUUAUUUCGACCAUAAAAUAUACUUUUACAAAACAAUUGAAAACGAGAUUUGGGAAGUCGAUAGAGAAGAUAAUCAACUUCAUCUACUCGCUGAUCAAGUAAACUAAAAUUGACCAGAAGCUAUAAGGAUAACUUAUUUUAUGGUACUAUAUUAUUGUUAUAUAUAAAUCAUUUUUGCACAUCUUUUAAUAUCAAAAUUGUAAAUAAAUUUAAUGUCUACUAAAAUAAACAGUUUUAAU